This is a messenger RNA of Engraulis encrasicolus (European anchovy), 2185 nucleotides long. RefSeq names its product zinc finger protein 277 (gene znf277). The coding region runs from base 27 to 1334 and encodes 435 amino acids. The transcript has 12 exons. The record is from RefSeq and is a predicted model, not a curated record. NCBI's taxonomy places the organism in Eukaryota, Metazoa, Chordata, Actinopteri, Clupeiformes, Engraulidae.
UUGAGUCACAUGUCCUUCAUGUAACUAUGGCCGCGUCUUUGGGAGAUGGCACAGAAGGCCAGCAGGAUUGCAUCCUGGAGCCUUUGUUCUUGCCUGAUCAAUUUGCGCCCACCUCAUCAUCCGACGCAAAUAAGAAAGUCACCUGUCUUCUCUGCCCAGAGUCCUCCCCCUUAUCAGACAAGAAUUCACUUCUCAAACACCUUGUCCUCGAGCACAAAGUUGUUAUUGCAGAUGUCAGACUUAUUGCUGACUUCCCAAGUUACAUGCUCUACUGGGCGAAACGAUUUUCAGAGAGCCCCAUUACCGAGUUCUGUAGCGUGAUCAAGACCAACUCCACGGGCCCUGUGGAACGUCAGGAGGAGUACUUUCUACUGUGUGAUGCCCUCCCCGAGGACAGAAUACUGAGAGAGCAGCUUCAGCAGAAACGGCUGGAGGAGGUCCUUGAGCAGCAGCAGAAGGAGAGAGAUGAUGGGGACUUCCAGAGAGUCUGCAUGUUCUGCAACGAAGAAUUCACAGGAAACAGGUCCAGCCUUCUCAACCAUAUGGCCCGGGAGCACUCGUUCAGUGUGGGCCUGCCCGACAACAUUGUCUACUGCACAGAACUCCUCGACACCUUGGAGAGGAAACUGGACAGUUUGCAGUGUCUGUACUGUGAGAAAACCUUUCGAGACAAGACCACCCUGAAGGACCACAUGAGGAAGAAGCAGCAUCGCCGCAUCAACGCCACUAACCAUGACUACGACAGAUUCUACGUCAUCAACUACCUGGAACUUGGGAAAACAUGGGAGGAGGUGCUUUCUGAAGAUGACCGUGACAUCUUGGCUGACAGUGACGACGACUGGUCUGACUGGCAGGCACACCCUGUGUGUGCUGUGUGCCUUUUCUGUGAACAGCAGUCUGAAACAAUGGAGAAGAUUUACUCUCACAUGCAGGAAAAACAUGAAUUCAACCUUCAUCAGCUCAAAACACAGCUUAACUUGACGUUCUACCAGCAAGUGAAGCUGGUCAACUUCAUCCGGCGUGAGAUCCACCAGUGCCGAUGCUACGCCUGUCAGGAGAAGUUCCCCUCCAAAGCCGAGGUCCUCGGUCACGUAGCAGACGCAGGCCACGUCAUGGUGCUGCCGGAGAGGUCUACUUGGGACCAACCACAGUACUACUUCCCCACCUAUGAGAACGACGCCCUUCUGUGUGCCUUGACGGACAGUGAGGAUGAGCUGUAUGAGACUGAUCAAAGAGGAGCCAUUCCCGUCAUCGCCGAAGACCUCUCCAGGCUGGAGACUCUGAAGCAAAGCAGUGUCCUGAAACACUUAGUGAAAGAUAGAAGCGGCCUGUGAUGAUGAUUCUUCACUUAACGCUGAUCUAAUUUCUUUCUUUUUUUUAAAGAUUUUUUUUUUGGUCUUUUUAGACUUCAUUAUGGACAGGACAGAAUGAGUGGUAGACAGGAAGCGAAUGAGGACAGAGAUGGGGAGGGGUCAGCAAAGGACCCGGGCCGGGAAUCGAACCCGGGUCAGCCGCAUGGCAGUAGAAUGCCCUAACGGAUGGCAACGGCAGGGCCAACGCUGAUCUAAUUUCAGUGGAGGAAGGUCAUUGCAAAUAUCUUGUUUAAAAUACUGUACAGAUAAUGUUUGGUCAGAUCUGUCUCCCUGACCGGCUAUAUUAUAAAUAAAUAAAAACUGUGUUUUUAUAACAAAAAAACAAUAUCUUUUACAUGUAAAGUACUGGUUGUAAGAAUUAAUGAACAAAGUGCCUGGAUAUUUAUGUGUACAUGUCCAUGAGAGUUUUCCAAGUCACUCACGUUUUACAGGAAUUUAGGGUAUGUUUAUAAUGUAAAAACUAUACUGUCGAGUGCAUAUGCACUUGUUCCUGUCAGUGUACUGAAAAUCCAUUAGUCUUGACAGUCAGCCAACUCAUAGUGACACCACAUGCAACAGGUUUAUUUUGUUUUUGUUUUUUUGUUCUAUUUUUCAGUACUUUCAGUCAAUAAAAUUAAACAUUAUGUGAAGUUACGUGUAUUAGUGGUGAGUGUUUGCAUUUGUCCAGGUACAGUAUGUAAAAAAAAAUAGAGCCUUGCUUUAAUGUUUGUGGCAGAGGGUAUAAAAUGUAGUCGUUUUAGUCCGCUGAAAUUCACUGGCACCACACAGGUUUCUUUUUCUUUUUUAAUACAUAUCCAUUUUUUAAUGUUUCA